AAAAUCCCCAAAACGGCAAAACCUAAUAAAAACCCUUUAAACUCACUUUUCGUCCUUCCCAGCCGCCUCCCCAUGCGUUCCCUUCCCAACCGCCUUCCCUUUUCCUCCCUUUUCCCAUUUCCUUCUUCAACAUCACUUUCUCUAUUCACAUGUACAGAGCAAACCAAUGGAAUCACCGGCUAGAUAGUCUGGCAUCUUCUGUCUUUCCAAUUGUUGUUUGGAUGCCCCAUGCAAUCCCUGACCUCGAAGACUGGGUCAGGAAGUUGGCUACGACUUCCUCGUAUGACAAGCGCAAAUGGCACGAUUUGUCGAGGGGCAAAUGCGAAGCCAAAUACCACGAUGAGUUUUCUUUUGUAAGUUUUUUGGUGCUUUCCUUCUUUACCGAAGUCAUUUGUUUCUUCAUACUCAAUUUUUGAUUUAUGCAGGCAUCGGAGAUUUCUCUGAGAUAAGGCCGGCCCCUCCUGGGGAGGAAAUCGAGUCCCCAAUUCUUAAAUCGAUGAAGGAUAAUAAGAGAAAAAGGGUUUCUAAACCCGAAGAUCCCCAUGACCAAAAGGCUCUUCCUUAAAGAUGUAGGAGGAAUGUUAUUCAUGUGGACGUAGACUCGGCCCACUAGUUUAUGGAUGAUGAAGGGAACGAGGGCAAAGAAUCGACGCUGGUAACCCGAACUAGGAAACCAGUUUAGGCCGCCAAACCCUCCGAACCGGAGACCCUGCCUCGUGAUAAGGAAAUUUUGAAGGAAAAUUCGGGCAAAGCCCCCGGAUCGCCCGGGGUCGUGAUUGUUCCACCACCUUCAACAAGCAUACCAUAGGGGACAAGUACCAAGACCCCCGAGGCUGAACAGAGCGCCCCGAGUGACUUGCUCGGGGCCGUGACAAUGGGUUACUCUCCUUCUUUACCAACUUUUUCUGAGGAGUCAAUGAAUGAAGCUCGAGCUCUACGAAUGCCUGACCCGAGCAGAGUCCUUGGUAAAGAAGAUCCUUUUCAGGAUUGCUUUACUGGGGUCGAUGAUUCCGCCGACCUCAACAACGCAUCUACCCUCUUCGAAGAGGCUCAUCGUCUUUUCUCCCGGUACAUCACCAAAUUCAAGGCCGAGCUCAGCCAAUGUGAGGCCGAGCUCAAGAAGUCUUUGGAUGAAGAGAAGGCCAUGAGGCUCCUUUGUAGCCAAAAGGAAGAGGAGCUCAAGGACUUUCGGGCGGAUUUGGCGAAAGCUCGUAAAAAUGAAACCGAGCUAGACAAGCAGCUGCAGCAGAAAUAGGAGAUGAUCGGGCAGCUUUGGGGCGAGGUCGAUCAGGUUAUGGCUGAUUGCAACCAAUGGAAGAAAAAUAUGGAUCGGCUUGCUACCGAUGAAGAAGUUGCACUGGCUCAACUGACCUCGGCUGAGACCCAGCUCCGAGGGUACUAAAGUGAAAAUUUUGGCCUAGGCCAAGAAGAUCGAGGAGCUCGAGGCCAAACUCGCUGAAGCCAGGGACGAAGUGGAGAGGACGAAGGUCACGGCCGAUAAAACCAUCGCCUUGUACUUAAGGGAUGCCGAGGCUGUUCAAGUAGAGCUAAGAGAGGCCUCCGACCGGGAAAAAUGGAGCAAUGAUCUGGCUAAGUGCCUAUCUCGGAGGGAGACCCUUGAAGAGAUCCACGCCCGAGGUUUUGACCUCACUGAAGAGAUAGCUCAAGCAAAGGUGCUGGAAACCGAUGCUAGGUUCCUCGUUUCAUCCGAUGAUAAAGAUUCCGCUAGUGGUUUUGAGAGUGGGGAAGAUGAGGAUGGAGUCAUCGAGGAGGAGGUUCCCGAAGAUGCGGCUCCCAAAGUAGAUUAGGCUCUUUAAGAUAUUGUUUUUGUUUCUUUGUUUUUGUGUAAGGCCCCUCGUGGGCACUGUAA
Messenger RNA from Nicotiana tabacum (common tobacco), 1870 nucleotides. Lineage: Eukaryota; Viridiplantae; Streptophyta; Magnoliopsida; Solanales; Solanaceae. The record is from RefSeq and is a predicted model, not a curated record.